Messenger RNA from Cuscuta campestris, 2371 nucleotides. The record is from the annotation of a GenBank genome assembly. Lineage: Eukaryota; Viridiplantae; Streptophyta; Magnoliopsida; Solanales; Convolvulaceae.
GGUCGAUAAUUUACACCAUCAUUUUGGCGCCACCCGUGGGACCUGAUCAAAAGGCUAUGUUUUGCUCUUCAUAUUCUUGCCGAUACAGGGAAGAUGGUGGUAUGGUGAUUGAUUUCCCCCACACUGCAAUGAAAAUGGUAGAGCACAAUACACCAUUUUCAAAGGCAAAAGUGAGCACAUUAAAAGCAGUUUCCAAAUCCAGCAUUUCUAAUUUCAAAUCAAAAAGGCUACUGCGGCGGCAACAUUCCGCGCAGAAUCUUCAAGGAGCAAAAGACGGGAGGCCACUUCUUAUGCCUCGUAGCAGAGGAUCUUCUCUCUGUUCCCACCGUGCCAUUUUUUCCUAGAGGAAGACAACGACCAAUCCUCCUCCUCCGCCAGUAACGGUGUGGAGGAUACCAUCUGCACCGGCAUCGCCAUUAUGCACGACAUCAGCAUCGCAGCCCCGACCCACACAUCUCCCGCAGCCACUGUCGAAGAGGAGGAAGGAGACAACCACACAGCCGGGGGCAAUUCGCUUUUUCUGGCGCCAAAGUUAGCCAUUACUCUGACCGAGAGCAAGCGGACGAAGUCUAUCACCACUGUCACCAUUAGAUUUGUCAUCAUCGCCAUGCAUGCCAGUGACCGGUGGUCAUCGGUGAUGCCGCCGAAGUCCGUUGUAGCCAAAGUCAGCCUGCUACCUCAAAAGACUGCUGCUGCUGCUUAGGAACGUGGAGGUGUACUUAACAGUGACCAGAGUCACCUGCAUCGCCGUCAAAAAUGAAGUCCUCACUCUCAAGGACACCUCCCUCUCCAGCAAUCUGCUCCGACAAUGCAGAGAAUCCACACUGCCAUCGUGAAUCUUGGCCUGGACGCCAAAGUCGAAGCCACCACUCCGCAUUCACUGGCCGUGCUCGAGACCCCGUAUCCGCCGGCCGCUAGCUCGUUCCGGCCAAAUCUGAUCAAGUGCGUCGAUUGGGUCGCCGUUUCUGAUCAAUUAUUUCGCGUACAUUCUGUACAAGGCUAAUUCGAAGCAGGCGUCCCUCAGAUUGCUCUUCCAGCCCAGCGAUGGGAUUGUCGACCCCAAAACCGGUCUCCACUUUGGCAAGAUGCUGUUGGCCCAGCUUGUUCAUCUCACAUCCAGAGACAAAGGGACGAAAGAGGGAAGGUGCAUAUGUUCACAUGCAUUCAUCACUCUUUUUUAUAAAGUGGGAUGCUAUGGAUGUAUCAACAAGGUAUAGGGUCCAUCAUUGGGCAUCAUUGUACGAAAGCAUGCAAGGGAAAGGAGGUGGAAGAGAUACUAUCAGGGGCCCACCAUUGAUUAAUGAAAGAAGAGGGAAGCACGUGAUUUUGGAAGAGUAUGGAAAGGAAUGGAUAUGGGAUCAUGCCAUUAUUCAUGGCCCCACAAUCAUGGAUGAAAACAUCAUGGGCCGAUUCUCAUGUCUCCCAUUUCCAAAGGGAUGAGUUCAAGAGGAGCAAAAAUAUUGUAUCCACGCCAAAUGGAUAUACCCAUCCCGCUUUGAUCCACUACAAAUUUUAGAAGGAAGACUGGGACACAGGCCCAGACCUGGCACGCUGGUUACUACACCGGUCUUGCUCAGUAUAAAAUAAAAAAAUAAUAAACCCGGAAGAGGGGCCCGGAAGAGGGUAUGCCUGCAAGAGGGCUGGACCUGGAAGAAGGUUCAAACCGUACUUACACGGGCCCAUGAGGUUUGACCAGUAUCGGGGAAUCAGCCGGUGCCGUCAAACUGAUUGGGGACUAAAAGAUGCCCAUUAAAAGAAAUAGAAGAGGGAUCGUCCACCGUGGCUCAUCCUAUUUCCCCCUUCUCAGGGAAGACUUGAACGGGGGGGUGAGCUAAGGCCUUCCCGGGAUAGUAAAUAUCAAAGGGCCAUUAAAAGACUUAAUCACCCGGAAGAGGGGGCCCUGGAAGAAGGGUGCAUUUUGGGCCUUGGAGAGGGCUCGAAACCAUCCGACAUGGUUAAUUCUCCAAUGUUGAUCUGGCCCGGCCAGAAGCAUUAUCUUAUUAGAAGACUGAGACACAUGUCUGGCCUGGCACGCUGGUUACUACACCGGUCUUGCUCAGUAUAAUAAAGAAAAUAUGUGACCCAGUCGAACUGGUACACUGGUCUCACACCAGUCUUACACAUAUUUUCCAAUAAGCCUGAGCCCAAUCGAAUUGGGUACACCGAUUGCACACCGGUUUUAGCAAAAAAGUGAGCAAAGCUCAUAUCGAGGACGCCCGAUUCAUUUAAGCCCUCUAUUCGAGGCACUUUGAUCGAAGAUGGUCUCCGCGAGACAUGAAGAUAUUUACAUCAGUCAGCCAGGCUAACGCUGAUCUUCAACAAAGCUACUGCAUCAGAUUCAAUUCUUAUCAACUAAAGUCAAUGUCGUCUG